AUGAGAUCGCUAUUCAGGAAGAAAGACAAGAAGCGGGAGGAGCCGACAUCACCUCUGCCGCCUGAGCUUCGACCGAACGUCGCAUUGGACUCUUUGCGCUGCCCGCCGACACAAUUCUCUGCGCGUCUGUUGGCAGCCCUGCCAGAAAAGGUUCUCCAUCGGAUUUUCACAUUUGUCUGCCCACAUGCGCUGGAUCAGAGCUAUGAUACUUGCGAAUCUAGUCCGAUCGGCCGGGGCUGCAUGCUCUGUGAUUUGAGAGACUUGGCGCAUUGCGGCCAAGUGAACCAUGCGUGGCGGCCGAUUGUCAAUAAAAUCUUGUAUCACAGCGUUCGCAUCGACCCAGUCCACUACUGCUCGAGGGAGGCUUUCUUGGCAGAGCGACGGAAGAAGACAUCUAGGUUCAAUAAAAACGGAAUCCCCGAAGACCCAGCCCUUGCACGACUGAGACUGCUAAGACGAACUGUUCGCGAGGAUCCAACAAGACUCGGCAAAACCGUCCAGUUCCUGAAGAUACCAUAUCAGAUUCGGGAAUCCUACCACUCGGAAUUGGCCCAAACCAUUGCUGUGCUGCCCAAUCUCAAAUAUGUCGACCUUCCAGAAGGCAUGUUUUCCGACGACCCUACAUUUGCGACGUUGCGGCUCGAAGUGCAAGCUAGGUGUCCCAACAUACGGAAAGCGACAUAUUUGGGCGGCUCGGAGCGCAGUUUUGCCACGCUGGCAGACGGCCAAAUUUGGCCACAACUUGAGGUGCUUGAACUGAACAGUUUGAACGUUGAACCCAGAAUGCUGAGAGCGGUUCUAUCUUGUUUGCCUAAUCUUCGUGCUCUCAAGGUCUCGGAAACAUACAGCCUGUCAGAUGAAGUUUUGGUCGCCGAUGAAUACUUACCUCCUCUGCCCGCGCUGGAAGAAUUAAUUCUCAAGGACACACCUAGUCUGACAGCAGCUGGUAUCGUCGACUACCUGAGCUUUUUUGAGAUGCAGCAGUCUCUCAAAGUCUUGACACUUAAAGACACCGGUAUUACACCGUGGAUGUUGCAGGAUGUGCUCUCAAUGGCACCGUCACUCAAAACGCUGGCCAUCCAAUCCAAAGUCGCAGAGCCAUUUCCCUCGCACGAAGCCGUCCAGCCAUUGGCGCACAAACGUCUGAGGACACUUCGAUUUGAAAUAUCAGCUAAAUCAUCCGCAGGACCAUUUGCGACUCAGGGAUACUACUCGUAUCUUGCAAACUCCGUGCUGGCCGGAGGUCUUCCCAGGCUGCGUAGACUGUAUGUAUUUGACGAGAAAUUCCCGGAUCAACUACAGAACCUUCCUCCUCCUACCGCGACGUUUGCUGGCGGACGAGUUCGAUCGUCAUCAAAUUCGUCGGGACACAUGGGAGCCCCCGCGCUACGGGUAUCACCUCCAGGCUCCGCCAGUCCCCUAGCAUCGCCUACUCGCCAAGGGUUUGGCAAUGUGCUGUCUCCUUCGCGCCAAAACUUUGGCAACGUGGCAUCCCCUACGAGGCAGAACUUUUCAAACGCAGCAAAUCCGAACCGCUUCAGUUCUAAUAACCCGUUUGCGCACGCACCAGGAAGAAGUCCUGCCAUGCAGACACUGGAAGUUUUCACAAAAAGCGACGAGUUUGGCCAAUGGAACUUUGCCAGAGUAGAUUCGUUUACUGCAGCAGCAACGGCACCGUCUGGCCGUCCCAGUAGUAGCUACGGGCUGGCUGCGGAUGUCACGGGCCAGGGCUGGGACCGCGGCGAAGCUAGACGCAGUGUCAUGAUUGGAAAUGGAGCGGGCGGAUUCUCACCGGUGCCGGGGACUGACGCUGAGCGUGACCCUGGUGGCUUUACACUUGGUGCUGUUCCGAUGCGCAACAAGGCCGACAUGUUGCGGCCGCUGAGCAGUGCAGGCGAUGCGAGGAGAAGUCGAGGUUUCGGGAGAUAG
Messenger RNA from Pochonia chlamydosporia 170, 1929 nucleotides. Its product is annotated as F-box domain-containing protein. NCBI's taxonomy places the organism in Eukaryota, Fungi, Ascomycota, Sordariomycetes, Hypocreales, Clavicipitaceae. The record is from RefSeq and is a predicted model, not a curated record. The transcript has 2 exons. Bases 1 to 1929 code for a protein of 642 amino acids.